GACAAUACUGACGUACAAGAGCAGCGGUGUUUGUUUAUAUGCGAUGUCGACUACAAUAACCGAUUCAAAACUAUACUAAAAUUUUUUUAUUUGGCUAGUUUAAGAUAUUAUAAAUUAAUAUAGUUUUCCGUGAAAUAAAAGGGAAAUAACAUUUUGAAAUACACGAGAGGACAUACCUUUUAUGAACAAAAUCAUAAUUUCCCCAUUAAUAAAAGCGUCCAGUGUGUAAAAUCUUUAAGUUAUGGAUGAAGAACCAGAGAGAGCAAAACGGUGGGAAGGAGGUUACGAACGAACAUGGGAGGUUCUGAAGGAGGAUGAGUCUGGAUCUCUGAAAGCUACAGUAGAGGACAUUCUUUUCCAGUCAAAGAGGAAAAGGGUGUUUGAAAGUCAUGGACAAGUUCGACUUGGGAUGAUGCGCCACCUUUAUCUGGUUGUUGACUCGUCUCGGUCGAUGGAAGAUCAAGACCUGAAACCCAACAGGCUGACAUCCACCCUGAAGCUGAUGGAGUAUUUUGUGGAGGAAUACUUUGACCAGAAUCCGAUCAGUCAGAUAGGGAUCAUUACUACAAAGAACAAGAGGGCGGAAAAGCUGACAGAUCUUGCAGGGAAUCCUAAGAAGCAUAUUGCAGCUCUUAAAAAAGCUGUGGACUCAACUUGCAUAGGAGAGCCGUCCCUCUACAACUCUCUCAACAUGGCAAUGCAGUCUCUAAAACACAUGCCUGCCCAUACCAGCAGAGAGAUUCUGAUCAUAUUCAGCAGUCUGACCACAUGUGACCCAGCCAACAUCUAUGAGCUUAUUAAAACCCUCAAAGGUUUGAAAAUCAGAGUGUCUGUGAUCGGACUGUCGGCAGAGGUUCGAGUAUGCACCAUUCUCACAAGAGAAACAGGAGGAACCUACAAUGUGAUAUUGGAUGAGAGUCAUUUUAAGGAGCUGCUGAUGUCGCAUGUGAAGCCACCUCCUGCCAGCUCCUCAUCUGAGUGCUCCCUUAUUCGCAUGGGUUUCCCCCAGCACGUCAUAGCAUCCAUGUCAGAUCAGGACGCCAAACCCUCUUUCAGCAUGUCGCACCUUGACAGCACUUCUGAAGGGCCAGGACUCACUCUCGGUGGAUACUACUGCCCACAGUGCAGAGCCAAAUAUACCGAGCUGCCAGUGGAGUGCAAAGUGUGUGGUCUGACUUUGGUUUCUGCUCCUCACUUGGCCCGCUCCUUCCACCAUCUCUUCCCUCUGGACGCCUUUCAGGAGACCCCACUGGAGGAGUGUGAGGGAGAGAGGUACUGUGAAGCUUGCCAAGUAGAGUUGAAAGACAAAAGUAUAUUUACUUGUCCGGCAUGUAAGAAAGUGUUCUGUGUAGAUUGUGAUCUCUUCAUACACGACACACUGCACUGCUGCCCCGGCUGCAUGCUAACUGAUGGGAUGUCCUGAUGUAAAAUGGCGCGAUUCUUAUGAAUUAAAUCUGUGAAAUUCAGGUUUAAUUAAGACUGAAAAAUAGAAGGAAGACAUCUGUCACUGAAUUAGAUUCUGAUCGGCUCAGUCUGAGGAUAAAUUGUUAAAAAGCCAGUUGUUUGGUGUUUAUGGCUGCAUAAUAAUUGUGCCCAAGCCUUAAAGGGACAUUUCACUUUUUUGAAAAUAUGCUCAUUUUCCAGCUCCCCUAGAAUAAAAAAUUAGAUUUUUUUACUGUUUUGAAAUCCAUUCAGCUGAUCUCCAGGUCUGGCGGU
Molecule: messenger RNA, 1716 nt
Organism: Paramisgurnus dabryanus
Lineage: Eukaryota; Metazoa; Chordata; Actinopteri; Cypriniformes; Cobitidae
Gene: gtf2h2
Product: general transcription factor IIH, polypeptide 2
Biological process (GO): regulation of transcription by RNA polymerase II; nucleotide-excision repair; DNA-templated transcription
Cellular component (GO): transcription factor TFIIH holo complex; transcription factor TFIIH core complex
Molecular function (GO): zinc ion binding
Source: RefSeq, a predicted model, not a curated record